Phaedon cochleariae (mustard beetle) is the source of this 3532-nucleotide messenger RNA. The record is from the annotation of a GenBank genome assembly. Lineage: Eukaryota; Metazoa; Arthropoda; Insecta; Coleoptera; Chrysomelidae.
AGAGACAAGCGACGAUCGGCCGAGAGACGCGGUUCUUCGACGCGCGAGUGUGUGUACCCCGGCCAGGAACAUGGUCCGACCCAGCACCCCAGGGCUGACGACGUUUCAUCGGCCUGAGCGGAAUUAGGCCAUGGCCUUUCUGAUUACGGCUUGGACCACCCUGCUGUGGCUAGCCUCAGCUACUGGAUUAGACCCCACACUAUCCGCAGGUUCUCUCUCUCUACCUGGUCAAUCCAUCGACCUGUUGCGUGCCUUGGGAUUGCCCAACAACAGUUGGGAAGGUGUUACGUUGAGGGAUGGUCCUAAACCCCAGCCUAGGUGGGCUUACCAACUACAAGGGGAUAACAGGGACUUGAAACUACCACCAUCAUCAUUUAGGCAGGUUUCCGACCUUCUACGUGGGUCACCGGAAUUUACAGUAUUCGUUAGGCUGAAACAAGAACCUGGUAACACUGGUACAAUUUUUUCCUUUGCACACGGAUUAAAUAGGUACUUGGAGCUCCAGUCCAGCGGCAGGAAGAACGAGAUCCGCCUCCACUACACCGUCAAGGCUGACGCCAAGGUGCACGUGGAAACCUUCAAGCACUGCCUGGCGGACGACCGGUGGCACGACGUGGCGGUGUCAGUGAGCGGGCCGCAGGUGGAGCUUUUUGUGGACUGCCGGUCGUUGUUUAAACGGGGUCUGGCGGCCGGGGCACCAGACAGGAAUUUUUCGGAGCCGACCCAGCUCUGGAUCGGACAGAGGAACAGCCGGUCGUAUCAUUUCAAGGGCCUGAUGCACGAGGUACGGUUGAUUGGGCGGCCGUUCGGUUACCUGGAGUCUUGUCCGGACCUGGACACUCAUUGUCCCACUUGUGGACAGUUUUUCCUGUUGCAGAAUACCGUCCACGAGCUGACGAGACAUCUUAAGGAUCUUUCCGAAAGGUUGGUGGCAGCUGAAAGCAGAAUCACCGAAGUUGAACAGUGUGAUUGCCAUAAGUCCUGCUACAAUAACGAUUCAAUUUAUGCUGACGGGGCCAAAUGGCAGAAUGGUUGCGAUCUAUGUUCUUGUGUGCAUGGGGACGUGAAGUGCCAUCCUGUGAAAUGUCCUGAGCCGACUUGCAAACAUCCUGUAGUCAAACAAGGAGAAUGUUGCCAGUCCUGUCUAAAAAACUGUUUUUUUCUCAACCAAUUCUUCGAUCAUGGGGAGGUGGUGACUUUCAAGAAGUGUGUGGAUUGCCGGUGCGAUGAUGGAGUCAUGAUAUGCGAUAAAGUUAACCCAGUGACUGAUUGCCCCAAACUGAAUUGCCCUCCAGAGAAGCAAUUCAGUGUACCUGAUCAUUGCUGCAAAUUCUGUCCAGAUGUAGACGAAUGCCAGCAAGAAGGCGGUCUCGAAGGUCACCACUGUCACCAGAAUACCAAGUGUGUGAACACACCUGGAUCCUAUAUAUGUGAAUGUUUGCCUGGCUACAGGCGAAUAGACAAGUUCAACUGCGCCGAAUUAGACGAGUGUAGUAGUGGCGAACACAACUGUGAUGUGAAUGCCGAGUGUAUAAACACCAAAGGGAGUUAUCAUUGCGUGUGCAAGGAAGGCUACAGUGGAGAUGGUUACUCAUGUCAACCUGUGUGUAAUCAAAAAUGUCUCAACGGUGGCGCUUGUAGUAGCCCAGGUAGAUGCGCAUGCGCCAAUGGCUACACAGGAAAUAGCUGUGAACUCGAUUUGGACGAGUGCGCAACUAACUCCCAUAGAUGUACAAAUUCUUCUGAAUGUGUAAAUAUGAUUGGAUGGUAUUAUUGCCAAUGUAAAGAAGGAUUCAAUAACUCUUAUAUAGACAAUAAUUUAGGAACUAAAUGUUUAGAUAUUAAUGAGUGUAACAGUGACCUUCACACUUGCCACCCUUCUGCUCAAUGUAUAAAUACCAAUGGAGGGUUUCGAUGUGAAUGUCCACCUACCAGACCCAGCUGCAGGUUGAGUUGCAUGUUCGAAGACAAAGAAGUCCUCCAUGGAGUGUCUGUGCUCCCGAAGAACGAUCCCUGCAAAUCUUGCACCUGUGAUAAGGGCGUCAUGACAUGCGCAAAACCAAAAUGCGAUUGUAGCCUACCAGGUAGCGGGGAGAAUCCUUGUUGUCCCCAGUGCAACACCAAGCACGCUUGCAGACACCAAGAGCUGCCCGAGGUGAUCCUGAAACACGGAGAGCAGUGGUCCUACCAGUGUCAGAACUGCGAGUGCUUGUACGGAGAGAUAGACUGCUGGAACAUGAAAUGUCCUCCCCUGCUUUGCGACAACCCAGUUCUCAACCCCGAGGAUUGCUGUCCCCACUGCGAGAACCCUUGCUCGAUGGGCACGGGCAACGCCUCUUCUCCGGGACAGCCUUGUCCGUUCGCGGGGAAAAUUUACGAAUCCGGGGCGCAUAUCAUCGAUCCCAAAGAUCCCUGUACGGCCUGCGACUGUAAGGACGGAAUCCUUUGCUGUAGCUAUACUUUCAAUUGUGGUGACGAUCCGCGGCCAGUUGGAUACGACGGAGUGGUGGCGCCUAAAGACGAGACUGCGAACAGUGCUAGUGCGCCGACUGACGUUGCUAAACAAUCUAGUGUCCUUCGAUUGGCUACUAAUAGUGCUGGGUUCUAUAUCAGUGACUCGAGGGGUAACGAAACGCAGGGGGUGCCGCCAGGGGGCUGAGGACGCCCCUGAUAGGACCGGUCUUACAUUCCUUGACACUUGUGAGCCGACGUGAGGGAGACGCGCAUGCGCUUGAGGCUCUCCGCGUUUCGAGUGUCUUCCUAGAUGCGUAGGGGGGAUAAUAGUCUCUCUGCUCUCGCUUCUACAGCUUGCAUUCGUUAUGUUGUACUCGAACAUGAUGGUCGGACGCAUUAUGGGCUACUACAAUGUCUCGUUUUAUACUUAAAUGUUUAUCGAUAGGUAUAUGUAGCACUGCGGACCCAGACCAUUGUAUUGUAUACUCGUCGAAUGUCUUCACCCCUACGAAAUUGAUAAUCCGGUCAAGUUAAACAUCCGAGGUUACAAAAAUCCGCAGCGAGCUGAAAGUUGGUAGGAUUGUUCAAAAUAUCAUCAUACAUGAAAUCUAGAAAGUCCUCAUCGAUCCGACACCUGGAAAAAAAUUUACUAGGUGUCAAAGGUCACAAAAACGGUUUUUUCGCGAUUUUCAGCAAAAUGGUGAGUUCAAUCAUAAAAUUAGCAGAGACAAAAAUUGUAGAUCAGAUACUUAUCUAUAAAAUAUGUUCGAUUACUUUUUUCCUUAGAGCCAUCGUUUUUGAGAUAUAACGAUUCGAAAAGUUCAAAGAGUUCUGUAAUCAUCAUAUGCACACGUUUCCACGCCACCUUUGAGGUAGUGUACUUAGCACCAUAAAAGUCCACGACGGGAAAGUACCUGUCGACCCUGUAUUGUUGUUUCAACGAAUGAGUAUUACUGCGACAUUUCGAGAUGAAAUUGAAAAAUAUUUUGACUAUAUGAGUUGGCUCCUUACCCAUUAUCAUUGUUUGAUGACAAUGGCAUGCGUAAAACACAGAAAUCUGCCUUUUACGGUUGUUUUC